AUGUUGUAUUCGUUAAAUUUCGUAGGCGUGAUACGACUUAUAAAAAGGCAUAAAAUAAAUGAUGCUCUUCGUUUAUUACGGAAACGUAAAAAUGAGAAUAUUACGCCAUUAGUUAAUUUAACCGAUAUUGCUUUACUCGAAAGAAAAAAAAAAUGA
Molecule: messenger RNA, 156 nt
Organism: Pediculus humanus corporis (human body louse)
Lineage: Eukaryota; Metazoa; Arthropoda; Insecta; Psocodea; Pediculidae
Exons: 2
Coding region: 1-156 (51 amino acids)
Source: RefSeq, a predicted model, not a curated record